CUUAGAGAUGAAAAGCUGGCCUGUUUAUCACCUAAAUGUCUGAAACAAUGUUGAAAGAUGCAUGUGCUACAACAUGUAGUGAAAACUCGUACAACAUUAACAUAAACAGUGGUCAGAAUGAAUCUGAUCCCAAAAUACUUAAAUGUGAUAUUUGCAAUCUGACAUUCAAGCGAAAGUAUAACUUAACAUUACAUAAGAUCAAACACGAAGGAUCCGAAAAUCUUGAAUGUAAUAUGUGCGGUAAUAUUUUCCCAAAAAAUCGAUUUUUAAGGCAUGUUAUGGUACAUACUGGUGAAAGACCGCAUGUCUGUAAUAUUUGUGGCCGUGGCUUUAGAUUAAAUCGCGACCUUAAACAACACAGUUUUACACAUACUGGUGAAAAACCCUACGCGUGUGAUUUUUGUGGUCGAAGAUUUCUGGAUAAAAGUGCACGUAGAAAACAUUAUCAGACUCAUACAGGUGAGAAACCGUACAGUUGUGAAAUCUGUCAGCGAGCCUUUACACAAAUAUCACACUUGCGAGAACAUCAAGUUACCCAUACAAAAGAAAAGGCACAUACAUGUGUGAUGUGUAAUAAGAAGUUUACUACCAAAAGUAGCUUACAAAGGCAUGUCUUAACUCAUGCUAAUACUUGUGAUGUAUGUGGGCAAACGUUUACGACAGAAAAUAAGCGGGAUCGUCAUAGAGAAAUGCAUAAUGUAAACCGACCAUUUCCAUGCCCUUUGUGUGAUAAGAGUCUUGAUGUUUGGAAAAUAAAAUAAAUAAAAAGAAGGGGGAUAAACCUGAAACAUGGACACAGGUAAACUUUCAAAGAAAUAAUAAUGAAUUUAGAGAGCUCAGUUUUACAGUGGAAUCUGUUGUCAAGUCUCCAAAUAAUACUGAAAAUCUGGCAGAGCCUGAAGAUGUGCAACCAUGUUAUUCGUAUUAUGCCCUUAUGUGAGCCACUUUUAGAAUCUACAUGAUCUACCUUUGAAUAAUUUCAAAAUGGCCACAUCACAAGUAGCAUUUUGCAAAAAGGAAAGCAAACUAAUAUAAAGACAAUAGCUAAAAAUAUGUAAUUACCUGAAUUACUAAAUUUUGGAAAAAUUUCAAAAUCUAUAUAUAUAAAGAAGAAAGUCUGUGUGUUUGUUUGCUAAUAACUCAGUCACUACGAUAGCUAUCGUCACCAAUAUAUAUAUACUAGCAAUACACCAAUAUAUAUAUAUAUAUAUACUUCUAUAUACUAGCAAUGAAAAUACCCUAGAAAGAGGACAAAGAAAGACUUUGCUUUCUGUUAUUGAAGAAACAAAAAAAGCCAAGACAAAUGUGAAAAUGAUGAUAAACUGUUUUUAUUGAAUCUUUACAGUGAUGUCUAAAGAUAAAAAAUUAGGAACAAAAAUACAUCUUUUAUAAAUUAUGGCAUUAAAUAAAGAAAAUUAUUUAUAUGCAUUGUUUUAUUUACAUAUUAAUUUAAUUUCAUAAGUAUUUAAAAAAUAAUUUACAUAGAAAAUGCUUUGCUUUUUUGCCAUGGAACAGCUCCUUCUGCAGAGAGAUAAUCACAAAAGCCAUCUUGAACUGCAGCUGCAGCAUGGGUUGAAUUAUUGGUCCCUUGAUGCCCAAGAAGCUGCCAUGUUCUCCUGAGCAUCAAGCACCUUCUUUAAUGGAGGCAUUCGAAAGAAUAGAAUCAUGAAAGUUUAAUGUACAAUACUUCCUAGAUACCUUUCCCAUCUCAUUUUUCAUUAAGUAACUGUGAAAGUAAAGCAUACUCUGAGUUGAGAGCAAUUUCAAUACUAAGUACUCGCCACCUAGAAGCCAGUAUGCCAAAAGCAUUUUCAACGCAUUUUCUUGCUCGAGAGAGAGCCUAUAAUAAAAAAUGUUUCUUUCAUUCAAGAGAAAUUUGCCUGGAUAAAUGCAGAAAAAUUUUUCCCGACUAGAAAAGCCUCAUCUCCAACAAAUACAAAAGGUAAAACUCCAUCACUGUUUAAUAAUGGCGCUAAAAUCGGCAAUGAAAAGAAAAUUUCACUGACCAAAGCUUUGCCUGGAGUACAGUUAUUGAAAUUCCACCAUCACUGAUAUGUCUAUAAUUACCUGAAUCAACAUAAAGGAAAGUAUAAUUAGCAUCUACCACUGCUAUUAGAGCUAUGCUGUCAUAGCCCUUAUACAGUACAAAGUCCGUAAUCCGAACUCAUCGGGACUUCAGUUUUUCCGGAUUAUAGAUCAUCAGUUUAAAUCUGGUAAGAUGGCAUGCAGAAAUUAUACAAUUAACAAUAUAAAACCGUA
Messenger RNA from Stegodyphus dumicola, 2259 nucleotides. RefSeq lists its product as uncharacterized. Gene Ontology annotation, molecular function: DNA-binding transcription factor activity, RNA polymerase II-specific; RNA polymerase II cis-regulatory region sequence-specific DNA binding. Gene Ontology annotation, cellular component: nucleus. Gene Ontology annotation, biological process: regulation of transcription by RNA polymerase II. NCBI's taxonomy places the organism in Eukaryota, Metazoa, Arthropoda, Arachnida, Araneae, Eresidae. The record is from RefSeq and is a predicted model, not a curated record.